GCUACGGCUAGCUAGCUUGCAAAAUAUUUAUUCAGGAAAUAGCAUAUUUUUAACUGCCAUUGACUUUACAUUAAAUUGCCAUUGGCUUUAAAUUAUUGACGAAAAGUUAAUAUAGUCUCCCAAUCGGUUUGUUACUUAAAAUGGAAAAUAAAUUCAUCCAAUGGAAGAAACAAUGUCUAACCAAAAUAGAUUAUAGCCGGAAGGGAACGGUGGAUGAGGACAUAUCACAUAUUGUUUCUGUCCUGAAUAACUCUGACAACUAUUUCACCACCAGCUCCUGUUCUGGAAGGAUUAUUCUCACAGAUGGGGUAUCAGACAAUCCAGAUGUGCAGAAAAGGAACUGUUCUUGGCUUUUUGUCACACACAAGAAAUGUCUAAUCAGAGAUUUGGUGUCUGGUUUGGAGAAGUCAUCUGGAGAUGCUGUUUUGAAGUUUGAGCCUUUUCUGCUUCAUGUCCAAUGCAGACAGCUUGAAGAUGGCCAGUUACUGCACUCUGUGGCAAUAAACUCUGGCUUUAGAAACUCUGGAUUUACUGUUGGCAAAAAGGGCAAAAUCAUAAUGGCUGUUCGUAGCACUCAUGGUCUGGAGGUUCCACUAAGCCACAAAGGACAGGUCUUGGUAAAGGAGGACUACAUCCAUUUCCUGGUGGAAGUUGCCAAUCAGAAAAUGGAAGAGAAUUUAAAACGAAUAUCGAGGUUCUACAAGUGUCUUCAGACAGCUUUGCUACCAGUGGAAUCGCAAAGCCUGUGCAAAUUUGAGACAGAAGAGAAGCCUGUUUACAAACGACGGAAAAAAAGAGGACAGAACAGUGCCUGUCAAGACAGCAGAGACAUUUCUCCAAUUGAGCUGGAAGACUGCUUGGACAGUGGGGUUGAUCUGUUUACAUAGAUGACAAUGAUUGCAUUUAGAGGUAAUCAUCAAUAGCUAUUUGGAAAACGUUUCUUACGGAAGUCUGAAAAAGACACAAGAGUCAAAGGAGAAGUGCAUCGAACUAUAGCUCAGUUUUUUUUAACAUACUAUAGUAUGGGAUGUUUUACUAUCCAUGCAGCCAACCACUCAAUCGUUAGUCUCUUACAACAUCAAUCAAAAGGAUGGAUCUAAUGUAGAGCCUUGAUAUUUUACCUCAAAAUGGAUCCAGAGGUAAUGUACUCUCACUAAAGAAUCCACUUCCUAUUGUUUUUGAUAUUUGGCGCCAGUGUAACAGUAAAACAAAGUGCACAUUA
Esox lucius (northern pike) is the source of this 1222-nucleotide messenger RNA. It is a transcript of the gene tyw3, whose product is annotated as tRNA-yW synthesizing protein 3 homolog (S. cerevisiae). Gene Ontology annotation, molecular function: tRNA methyltransferase activity. The record is from RefSeq and is a predicted model, not a curated record. NCBI's taxonomy places the organism in Eukaryota, Metazoa, Chordata, Actinopteri, Esociformes, Esocidae. Gene Ontology annotation, biological process: tRNA methylation. The coding region runs from base 141 to 887 and encodes 248 amino acids. Gene Ontology annotation, cellular component: cytoplasm. The transcript has 5 exons.